UUUUCUUAACAUUUUUUGGAGGUGUCUUUCCCCUUGCUUGUGUGCGCGCGUAUCCGAGCCGUGUAAUCCAUUCGUGUGUCGUUCUCGCUCUUUCUUUUUUUGUUGUUGCUUCAUCGUAAGUACUCAACUGUCCGUUUUAUGACUCUUGUCCAUAAGAUGCCCUAGCUGUCUUGGUCGCGAGACGGUCUUUUUUUUAAUGCAUGUCAAUUUUAUCUCCUUGGAAAUCAUCACGUAGGAGUCAGGGAGCGAGACAGAGAAAGCGCGAUGGGGAAAAAACAAGGGAUCCCAGUUGAAAAUGUAAGAGGAUUUUUAUUUAGCAGCCACUGAAAAGAGAUUAGGGCGACAGCGGUGGAAGUUAAAUUGUGCUGCAUAUAAAAUGGGCGGGCUAGUCUUUAUAUUAGGUUGGUACAGCCUAUUCUAAAAUUAAAUGGUCUGCGCUUGGGCACAGUCUGUUUGCCAUGCACUUUAUUUACGACUGAUGAACUAAAACGUUGAUUUUGGAUACAGACCUCGGUGCACAGAGCAGAUUUGUUAGUUUAGUGGAAGAUUUUUUUUUUUUUUUUUUUUUUUUUGUUGCUGACAGACUGAGAGAGUUCAACUCACUACAGCACCACCAAUGAACAGUGAGAGAGACCUGCGCAUAUCGUCAGCAGCCGCUUCUCCAGCCUCAAGCUAAAAUUCGUCAGAUCUGAGAUCACAGAGGAUUUUUCUCAUUCAGUCCGGCUAGAAAAGAUAUUCUCAAAAGUUUGAGGAUAUAGCCAGCGGACACCGAAUAUACCCCGACUCGUCUGCUCAGUGAAAGCUCAUAUUGCAACUAUGUGUGGACGGAGCAGGACGGCCUUUCUGUGUCUGUGGGCUUGCUUGCUUGCCGCCAGCAGCGUACUGGGUGGGAAAAGCUCUGGGCAGAAUGGCAUGACAGAUGAACAGAAAGAUAACACUACAGUGUUCACCAAGAUCUUAGACAGCCUUCUGGAUGGCUAUGACAAUCGCCUCAGGCCAGGACUGGGAGAGCGUGUAACUGAAGUCAAGACUGACAUUUUCGUGACUAGUAUUGGGCCAGUUUCGGACCAUGACAUGGAGUACACCAUCGAUGUCUUCUUCAGACAGAGCUGGAAGGAUGAAAGGUUAAAGUUCAAAGGCCCCAUGGCCGUGCUGCGUCUCAACAACCUGAUGGCCAGCAAGAUUUGGACCCCCGACACCUUCUUCCACAAUGGCAAGAAGUCGGUGGCUCACAACAUGACCAUGCCAAACAAGCUGCUGCGGAUUACAGAGGAAGGCACGCUGCUGUACACCAUGAGGCUUACAGUAAGAGCAGAAUGUCCCAUGCACCUGGAAGACUUCCCUAUGGACGCCCAUGCUUGUCCUCUGAAGUUUGGCAGCUAUGCCUACACCCGAGCAGAGGUGGUGUAUGUGUGGACCAGAGGGGCUGCCCAGUCUGUGGUGGUGGCAGAGGAUGGGUCCAGAUUAAACCAGUAUGAUCUGAUGGGGCAGAGUGUGGAUUCUGGUGUGGUCCAGUCCAGCACAGGAGAGUAUGUUGUGAUGACAACCCAUUUCCACCUGAAGAGGAAAAUUGGUUACUUUGUGAUCCAGACAUAUCUACCCUGCAUCAUGACAGUCAUCCUCUCCCAAGUGUCUUUCUGGCUCAACAGAGAGUCCGUCCCUGCCAGGACUGUCUUUGGAGUGACCACUGUCCUGACCAUGACCACACUCAGUAUCAGCGCCAGGAACUCUCUCCCUAAAGUGGCCUACGCCACAGCUAUGGACUGGUUCAUCGCUGUCUGUUACGCCUUUGUCUUCUCGGCCCUCAUUGAGUUUGCCACAGUCAACUACUUCACCAAGAGGGGUUACGCCUGGGAUGGAAAAAGUGUCGUGCCAGAGAAGCAAAAGAAGAAGAAGGAGUCUCUUCUUAAGAAGAACAACACAACAGCCUACCCAGCUGCCACUGCUACAGCCUUCGCCCCCAAUAUUGCCAGGGACCCUGGAUUGGCCACUAUUGCCAAAAGCGCCCCACCACCCCCAACUGAGCCCAAGGAGGAGCCAAAGCCCAAGCCUCCCGAGGCCAAGAAGACCUUUAACAGUGUGAGCAAGAUAGACAGGAUUGCCAGAAUAGCCUUCCCUCUGCUCUUUGGAACCUUUAACUUGGUCUACUGGGCGACCUACUUGAAUAAGAAGCCCAAAUUGCAGGGGAUGAUCCCACACUAAUCCAUGUUUCAUUCCUUUCAAAUGAUACCUGUAAUUUUUUUCAUUUUCUUUCUUAUUCCUCCUAAAACAGGUGUUUAUUUUCAGACAAACAUGGUGUCCAUGCUGGUUUGAAUUCCCAGUUGUUGCAUUGCUUCUAUGUUUACCUAAAGUUUGAAGAUUUUGAAAAAACAAAAUAGAGAAAAAAAAAAAAGAAAGAAAAUGAUACAGACUUUUGAAAGGGUGUUGUUCAGGUCUCGGGUGAUGCUACUAAGAAAAUGCUACUAUAAAUAUAUAGCCAAGAGAAUGCUAUUCUACAACUGCACAUAGCCCAAACUUGUUAAGGGGCUUUUGUUUCUAUGUUUGUUUUCUUAUUUUUCAAUGUUUUCUAUUUGAUUUAAACAUGGAAUCACACACAUGGUAAAAGGCACUUGUGUAUAUGCAUGGGCAGGGCAUCUUAUCAUUUAUGUUUAUUUAUUCAAAAGACAAAUCAACAUCGACUGAUAGCUUAGUUUAUUUGAUAUCAGCAGCAAAAAUGCUACGCUCAUUCUCUGUCAAAAUAUCUUCAAUUCUCUGUAGAUGUUUUAUGAGAUUAAUUAUGUCAUUCUUCAAAAUAUGUUAGGGUUUCUGCAAUAGCAAUAAAACAUGUCUCAGUGGACACACCAUUUAUUUAGGGAUAAAAACAAUACAAAAAUCCAAUCAUCCUUGUGCUCAGCAUUGAAAAUAUUAAUUUCCUUUCACAGCGUUGUAAAUAUUACCAAGUGUUAGAGAUGUCAAUAUUAUGUUUAAGCUUUGCAAAGUGUAACUAAAGGGUAUGUUUAUUGAAUACAUGGAAAAGUAAACCUUUUUUAAUUUAAUUUAUUUUUGUUUCUGUUCACGAUACUUUCUACAAAAGAGUAUAUACUGGUCUAAUUCACGCUUAAGUGACUGUUUCUCGCCAAGUUCGCGUUCCAUUCAAAGCUGCUUUCACACUGAAGUUAAAUAUUAUUCAACUGUGUGUAUGUGUACACACUGAUGGCAACAACAGCAACUACAACAUCAACGGUGUAAACUGAGAUUGGCUAGUUAUGAGGAAGAAUGUAAAAAUCAUCUCGAAUCCUGGAGUGCAUUUGACAUUUAGAAUUAAAGCACUCAUUAUUUACUUUUUUGGAGGUUUGUUUUAUUUAUGGUGGGGCCUCCUUUGCCAAAACGCCAUUUCUAGCAAAGUGCAGUUGACAUCGCUUAAAGACGGGCGGGGCACAUUGAGAAGGAGGAGAAGUGCCUUUUUCAUUUCCAGAGUUGAAGCUGUGAUGGCUACUACUUUGUUGAUUGAUGGCGCAUCUGUAUUUUCCAUCCCACUGUGUCCCCUGACCCUUUUUUGCCAUAGUCCCCAUCUCCUUUCAGUUGAAAAUUGAGACAUAACACUCAGAAAGUACCAGCUACACUGCCUUCAGUAUCACAUGCCCGUUUGGACUCAUUUGUUGCUGCUUGUUGGUGAGCAACAGAGAGAGACAGGGACAGAGACAGAGACAGAAAGAGACAAAGGGAGAAAGGAGACGUUGAGUUGAAGUGGCACUGUAAUCUUGCUUUAGCCGGCGCUGUGUUUCGCACAGAGGACUUGUCUUGUAGUUCCACGAUAGUGACGAAGAUGAAUAUAUUUUUGUAGCAUGAUGUCAAUCCCUCUUCCGAGAAAAACCAACAGAAACUAACACAAAUGUGAAAAGAAUUUCUUUUGUUUUUGUCUUGAACGUUGCUUGCUCUUUUUUUUCUUUCAACUCUUACAAAAACAUACAUUUUAAGGACAUGCUUCUUCUCUGAUGUGGCACGUUGAGGUUUCUGAGCAGUCCAUUUUAAAUUUUGUUAAUGUAGCAAUAUUAAUUAGCAAGGGCUUUUCUUAGGACCUGAACCUGACACUCAGUCUGGGGGCAACAUCCAUUGUAGCUUUACACUGACCCCUCUCUACUUGUAGUUUCAUCGAUAUACAUCGAAAACUAGGAAUUAUUUAGACUUGGUCAAAGAUAACAGGCAUUGCAUUGUGUGUCCAUCUUAGGUUCUGAAGCCUUUGGCUCGCGCUCUAACCUUGUUUCAUAAAAUCUCAACAUAUCUUGUCAGGGAGUGGGGGUGCAUCGUACUGCAUAAUGGGUUCUGGGUGUGCUUUUUUUCAAUAUGUUUUACAGGGCACUGAACAGGCUAAAAGGCAUGUAAGAACCCUGCAGAAUUCUCUGUGUGUGUGUGCGCUGGGGUGAAGAGAUCCCACUAUCGCCAGAGGGAAACGAAAAUGAGAUUGGUGGUUGUUGCUAUUGUUAUUAUUUGCAUUAUCAUUAUGACCAAUACUGAACCUAUCCCCUAAUGGUGGAUGUCUUUGCAGCAUAUGCAAGCGGUCUACCGUUAACAGCCACUUAACCUACAAGCAGAGGGUCAAGGAACUGCAAAGUUCA
Plectropomus leopardus (leopard coralgrouper) is the source of this 4595-nucleotide messenger RNA. RefSeq names its product gamma-aminobutyric acid type A receptor subunit alpha1 (gene gabra1). NCBI's taxonomy places the organism in Eukaryota, Metazoa, Chordata, Actinopteri, Perciformes, Serranidae. The record is from RefSeq and is a predicted model, not a curated record. Gene Ontology annotation, molecular function: extracellular ligand-gated monoatomic ion channel activity; GABA-A receptor activity. Gene Ontology annotation, biological process: monoatomic ion transmembrane transport. Gene Ontology annotation, cellular component: membrane.